UGGUCAACUGUCGACCCACUCUUACGUCAUUGUUCAAAAUGGCGACUGGCGGUUGCGUUUAUUAGGACACUUCGCUUCGUCCAAGGACUAGCAGCGUGUUUCGCACAUUCCCCGGGCAUUUCCCCCUGCUACACUGACCCAAUGUAGAAUCAGAUAGCUACUUCAAGAGCAGGAGAAGCCAUGGUUUCUGCGAUCAUAUCCCGGUUUGUCGUGCUAUUAUUUGGGACCCUGUAUCCAGCUUAUGCAUCAUACAAGGCAGUGAAAACGAAGAACGUACGAGAAUAUGUGAAAUGGAUGAUGUACUGGAUUGUUUUUGCCUUAUUUACAUGCAUGGAGACUUUUGCAGACGUCUUCAUAUCAUGGGUCCCAUUUUACUACGAGGUGAAGAUUGUGUUUGUGGUGUGGCUGUUGUCUCCAUACACCAAGGGGUCCAGUUUUAUUUACCGAAAGUUUGUACACCCAGCAUUGUCCAAGAGAGAAAAGGAGAUUGAUGAGUACAUAGCACAGGCCAGCGAAAGGAGUUAUGAAACAAUGGUGAAGAUGGGAAAGAGUGGACUGAACAUGGCUGCAACUGCUGUUGCUAAGACAGCUAUCAAAAUCCUCCUCCUUCCUUUCUUUCUGACCAAAGUAGCUUGGACACGGAAUCCAGAAUUGCUCAAAUCUGCCUUUUCUUGGGACUCUUCAUCACAGCACUUGGAUGAAAAUGGUCAGCAGACAAUAACAGAACGUUUGAUACGGGGGCUGAGCACACAGGAUCUCAGCACGGUCGGACGGGACUCCAGUAGUGAGCGUGACGUCCCAUCGUCCCGAAUGUCCGUUAGUGACGAUGAAGCGCUGACCAUGAGAACCAGCCCUGUGGAUAGCAACAGACUAACAGAAGAGAUGGAGAGACAAAGAGACAGGAAGGGUGGAGAAGAGAUAGUAGAGACCAAGUACUCCCACAUACGGGGGCCACGCAGCAUGCUGGAGGAACAGGCGGGGGGUGAACCGGGCCCCCCACCCACUGGGACAUGGCCGCGUCAGCGCAAGCUGUACGACUCGGGGCCACAGCUCCGCAGAUCCCUGUCCGUUAACUAUGGGACUGAUUCUGAUCAUUCGGACCGGCUUGAUCGGCCCUACCUGUACAGAACCCAGUCCAUGUACCUAAGCUCUGGGUAUCGCUCAACCCUCCCAGCAACGUACGAGGGUGGUGGUCAAGCGGAGACAAGUCGGAAACAGGCUUCCAGCAAGUCCAGGAAAUCAGUAAAGCCCUUCCAAGUGGAAAUUGAUGAUGAUGGUGAUGAUGAUGAUGAUGAUGAUGACACUGAUGAACAAAUUCCCAUCAAGUCAGCUCCUACCAAGUCCAAGAAGAAGGAGAUAACAGGCAAAGUACGUACAUCAUCACAAGCCUACCAAACACCUGUAGCAAACCUAAGGAGCAUCCCAGAAAAGGUCCCAUCUAUGCCAGAACAAGAUCACUUCGCAGAAAGACCAACACUUAACCAACAGGCACCUUCUGCAAGGGACACCAAACACAACCUGGGAGGACCCCUGGUCGCACCAACCCCACCAAAAUUACCUACAAGAGAGAAAGCUUGCAAAGAGACUACAACAAAAGGAGCUACCAAGGAAAUAGAAACAGAUAAAAUUAAAGGAAAAUCACCAUCAAAAACCACAGGAAAAGUUGGCAUCAAAAAAAGAAAGAUGGUGAUCCAAAAACUAUGAACACAACAUCAAAGCCUCCCCCAUUUUCUGCAAGGUUUUGAAAAAUAAUCAAAAACUUAAAUCAUCUAUAAUUCAUAAUGGUAAUGAUUAUGAGUGUUUGAAUCAUGCGGUCUGCAAAAAGAAACACGUAUACUGAUAUUUGUUCUACAUACUGCAAACAAUAGUCAGGAACGUGAUGCACACAUCUGUACUUACCUACAUCCUGACAUCUAAUCACAGAAUCUCACAUAGAAAGGAUGUGAAGCUGCUAAGGGAUAUAACAUUCAUCUUCUGUGAUUAAUUUCUUGAUAACCAAUUCACCUUUUUAUAAGUGUCUAAAGAAUCAUGAUCAACAAAACAGACAACUAAGUCUGAAAUUUGAUAAUUUGUCAAUAUUGGUUGCUGAACAAAUCUUUGAUGAGUUGUUUUUACCAGGGGAGAGGUUGGACUUGUUUGCAUUGAUUGUGGCCUACAGCUGUUGCAGAACUAUGUUGUAACAAAUGCAUACUAGUAUACCAGUAAACCUAACACAAAAUAUCCUUAAUCACAUCUUCCAUAAGUUUCAUCAAUCCAUAAAUAAUUUCGGGUUGGUAGAUCAUAGGAUAUAGCAGUUUUCUUUUACACAACCAGUUGAUCUCACCUUAACUGAUGUUUCGAUGUCUGUCAGAUAUCUUCCUCUGAGCUUCUUUGACAUUGAGGGGGCCAUGAUAAUAGAUAGAGAAGGCAACAGACGCAUCCAUUGGAUUAAAGAAGGCUUCUGAGAAGCUGUCCGGAUAAUGACGUCAACCCAGUAAAGAAACGGGACGAGGGGGGGGUGCAAACUCAGCCACAUUUGGGAUUGUGUUCUCACUGCACCACCUACGUUGACUAUAUAUUGCAGCGAGAAGCAGAACUCCAGUAGAAGCUCUGAGGAAGAUAUCUGACAGACAUGGAAACAUCAGCUAGGUGAGAUUGACUGGUUGUGUAAAAGAAUACUGCUACAUGUAUAUCCUUUUUUUUAUAAAGUUGGAAAAUCACUGAAUAACAUGAUUUUCUUUCUUCACAACCAAAAUCUUCAACUUGCUACUUUGUCAGUUGCACUGUAUUGUGGAUUAUAUGAAAGGGUAACGUUAUAUAUUGGCCUUUACAACUAUACCCCAUUGUUAUGAUGACACAGUUAUGGAUCAAGCUUCUGGAUGGUGAAAAAAGUGCUGAAACUUCCCUGAUAUUAGCAUUUAAGUCUUUGGUAGCCGUUAAAGUAAUACCUCAUUUGUAAUGAUCAUGAUUUUGUACAAUGAGCACUAGGAUCAAUUAAUGAAUGGGCCGGGUCACUCCCCAAAGUGCCAAAAUUUCCCUGCUAACUUCAGACACUGGGAAUUUCUGCAGUUUUUCUCUAUGAGUCCCUCAUAUCAACUGACCAGGUAAAGUCACAUGAGGAGGUACUGUAAAGGACAAUACAUAUUAAGCUUUUCAAUGAUAUACAUGUGUGAUACAUUUGAAAAAAGUAACGAUGGAGAUAUCAAGUAUCCAAACUUUUGUGCUAGGGUUGAACCGAAUGUUAAUACCAUUGGCACAUGACAUCAAGCAGGCUUUACUUACCACUGAUGUUCAGGGACCGUGUAGUGGUAGAGAAGCUGAUACAGAAUGGGAAUACGUGACUGCAAUACAUCGUUGCAAUAUUUAGUGAGGUGAAACAUGUUUGAAGCGUGGGUCUUCCAGCCUUAUUUAAUUGGUAUGUAUAUCACAGCUUGGUAGCUGAGCCAUGAAUUAAGUCUUCUGCAAAAGAUAGCUUGCUGAAACUGCUCAGUCCAGAAACAAAAUAGCUUAACCAAACCACAAGAGGAACUACAUGAAUAUUCAUUUUUACGAACAUUAAGAAAAUGCUAGCUUUUGCAAGGGAGCUGUUGCUUGCCUGGCUCAGCUACAAGCGCCAUGUUCCAUCAACAGUUCAAAGUGCCAAUAUUGACAGCACACGGAAAGGUUGAAGACGCCUUGAAGGACAAAUAACCUAGUAAGAAGAACAAAAAGAGGUGGAAGCUGCUAACUUUCAUGUGCUUUUUGUCAUUGUUACAUACUUCACGCCUGUUUUUUUUGCACUUCGCCAUUAAAGGCUUUAUUGCUUUUAUAGAAUACAUUGUUUCAAACUUGUCAUGCUAGUUGUACAUGGUGAUGGAUCCGUGUGUAUGUGUGUGUACAGAUAUAUAUAUAUGUAGAUAUGGGCAUAAUGGAAAGUUCUUUGCGUGCAAUAGAUAUGCUCAAGUAUUUCUCCAGGCUUGACAGUCUUGAGAAAAUUACCAGUAGAUAUUAACACAUUAUAGAAGUAAUUAUGCUAACCUUUAUUGAAAAUGUGGUGUGUUUUUUGGCAUAUAUUCAGCAUAUAGAUUUCAGCAUAUUUUGGUUCAGAUCUAUAUGCACGACCUUAUACAUGUAGGUAGGGAUGUGAAUUUCAUUUGUGUCAUUCUCUACAUGUAUCGGGGACCCUAUAGAAGAAGUAACUUGGCUGUAAUUGUGGCAGAAAGACAACAAAUCAAGUUUUCCAUUAAUUUGUAGCAUCUAUGAUUAGCUAUUUAAAUAAGUAUUGCAUAUGUUACCAGAGUACUGUAGCCUUUGUACGGUGGUGCUUGCUGAUAUCUUUCAUCUUACAAAUGCUACAAUAGUUUUUCAUUUUUAAUGAGUCUGUGAAAAUAACUGUCAGUAUUGAUAAAAUAAUGUCACAUUCCACGCUCUGUACAUGUCAAAAUGGGUGAAGUAGUUGAGCAAGAAUAUAUGAUGUAGAUCGCACCGUU
This is a messenger RNA of Branchiostoma floridae (Florida lancelet), 4448 nucleotides long. Its product is annotated as receptor expression-enhancing protein 2-like. NCBI's taxonomy places the organism in Eukaryota, Metazoa, Chordata, Leptocardii, Amphioxiformes, Branchiostomatidae. Bases 181 to 1704 code for a protein of 507 amino acids. The transcript is spliced from 12 exons. Gene Ontology annotation, molecular function: microtubule binding. Gene Ontology annotation, biological process: endoplasmic reticulum tubular network organization. The record is from RefSeq and is a predicted model, not a curated record. Gene Ontology annotation, cellular component: endoplasmic reticulum tubular network; cytoplasmic microtubule; endoplasmic reticulum membrane.